AUGGGCCAGGUGUCUGCCAGCCAGAAGCUUUCCAUGCGAUCUGACAAGUCCCCCGCAGCCGUUGCUCUGGAAACGGCGACAUCUUCCAGACCCCCAUUCCCAUACGAGGUUAUGUCAUCUCCUCAAAUAGCUGUGAACAUCUCCCAGGCUGAUGCCCCUGAAAAAUCAUGCUGGGACCCUGCCUUGAAUUAUUUCGGCUGGGAUUGGCAUAUACAAGUCGAUAAAACAAGACAGGUUAUCACCUUUUUCUCAACGACAACAUGGCCAUCACAGUUAUAUGCAGUGCGGAAAGGCGACAUCCAAGUUAUUUGGUUUCCGCUCUUUUGGCAGGUAAUUUUUGAAAUCUCUCUCGAAGAACCAAAAUCAAGUUCAUCCAUUGGGUGCGGGCGUCUCCCGGCCGAGUUCCAGAGACUGGUUAGGCGUGUUGCCCUACGACAGGCCUCUAAACGAGGGGGCAUCUGCCACAAUCUCUCUCCCCUUUGUCAACAACCUACAACCUCUCCUGCAAUCCCGCUCAUUCGUACAGGAACAAUUCCUACCAAUUUCGUUGACUCGAGACUGGCUUCCUCCCUCGACCGCAAACUACUCCCUCCCCCUCCCAAUCAUGCUCUCCGUCCACAAUCUCAGCCUCGAUUCCGCAAUUCCUUAAGACCAGAUCGCGAGCACCCAGUGGCUCCAGUCGAUCCUCUCGAUCCUCCACCCUCGUUUUCCUCCUCAAUUCCCUCCCCCCCUCCAUUCACCGUGGUCCCCCCGUCACCGUUCCCAUCAUCCGAUACCUCCACCUCCACAUCCUGCGACACAUCCUGCGAUGUGGUUUCGGCCCUCCAUCCUCGAGUCGCUGUAAUAUUGGGCGUUGAUCGCCGCUGGUAUAUCCCCUUGUUAUUCUGUCGGGGUCUCAGCGUCCUACCCGCAGCAUGGUGGGGGCUACGAUGUGCAUUCAUGUUCCUGGCAGAGCUUCUGCGUAUCAGGCCCCAGUUUUGGCAUGAGGGAUGGACAGCAGCUAUUGUGAUGAGCACUUCGGGCGAUUGGGAUGUGGAGAGGAGGUUCAGAGUUAUAGAAGUGGCAUUGGCCAUUAUCUGGUGUUCAGCAUCGGCAUAUUUGUUCUACUUCUUCACGGAUUGUAUGAUGUCUAGAUGGCUUCUUAAUUAUGCACCUCCUGCUGUUGUGAUUCGACUUUUGGCUACAAAUGGUCUUCUUGCCUACCUCACUUCAUGGAUUCUCUACCUAUCAGGGGCAUCCUCGGAUCCCCGCCUCCUGCUUCCGGCAUGGAUAUCAAUCGCAUCGGUCCUCUCUUUUGUCUACCACAUCACCCAGCGCCAAAUUAAUGUUAAGAAAGAAACAUUUGCUACAAUCUACGUCUUCUCAAUUGCAAGCUUUAUCAGUAUGUGCUCUUUGCUUCUACAGCUGCACCUCACACGUGAGAAUGAGCCUGAAGUCCCCUUAUUCGUUAUGGGUAAAAAGGCAUUGGAAAUUGGCACGGAAAUAAUUGCUGAAUACAGGCAGAACUGA
Messenger RNA from Paracoccidioides brasiliensis Pb18, 1509 nucleotides. RefSeq lists its product as uncharacterized. Gene Ontology annotation, biological process: protein N-linked glycosylation; cellular response to oxidative stress. Gene Ontology annotation, cellular component: endoplasmic reticulum membrane. The coding region runs from base 1 to 1509 and encodes 502 amino acids. The record is from RefSeq and is a predicted model, not a curated record. The transcript is spliced from 11 exons.